UAUCAUUUUAUGGUGAUAGCUUUGUGGAGUUGAAGACAGCAGAAGCAUCCUCUCAGACAUCCUUACAGUUGCAGUUUCGAACAAGCAAGCCACAUGGACUGCUUUUUCUUGCAGCUGGGAAGAAGGAUUAUUGUUUAAUGGAGCUACGCUCAGGAAAUUUACAGUUGAGAAUUAACUUUGGCAUGGGGGAACGAGUACUGCAUUCUCAGCAAAGAUCUCAGCUGAAUGAUUUAGCUUGGCACCUGGUUGAACUACAUCAUGAACAGGAUAAUGUCACAUUGGUAGUUGAUAAACAUGAUAGAACUAGUGCAAAAAUGCCUGGAAUUCUUCAUGAAUUAAAUAUUGAUUAUGGACUCUACAUAGGUGGUACUAAUAAACUUGAUGUUCCCUACCUUGUCGGAGCGCAACCCAGUUUCCGAGGAUGUAUUGAUGAUGUGUUGUUCAAUCAGGUAGACAUUCUCAUGCCUCUGAGACCUUCUCCUGGAUUUAAAAACAUCCAUGAAGUUUUGGUGGGAUGCAGUGAUGAAUUCUUUGCAGGUGAAGAUGAACCCAUUAGUUUCUUCAGUUCCAGAUCCUACGUUUCUUUCCCAUCAUGGAAUGUUGAUGGUGAGGGAAUCUUGGAGUAUACAUUGCAAACCUCAGCUGCACGUGGCCUGCUGCUUUACUGUCCUGGGCAAGCGGGAGAUUUCAUUGCAAUGGAGAUGGAAGAUGGAUUAAUUAAAGCCUAUAUUGGAAAACAUAAAAGUAGAACCCAGCUUUCCUCUCGUAGGUCAGUCAAUGAUAGUUAUUGGCACUACAUCGAACUGAAAUUUACUGCAGAAUAUUUGCAGCUGACAUUGGAUGAAGAUACUGUGAAAAAAUCAUUGCCUCCCCACAGUAAGCUGCCGCUUCUGAAGGGGUCUGUCUUUGUAGGUGGUGUAGAUGACACCACAAGGUCAGAAGUUAUUAAGUUAGAGCUAAUCUCAUUGUCUGGGAAAUAUGCCAGAGGAGGAUCCUUCAAAGGUUGCUUAAGAGACCUGAAAGCCAAUUCAGAAAAGAAAUCACUGAAGAAUGUUCUGGUAACAAAGGACAUUUCAGCUGGAUGUGAAACAGAGAGUACUUUUAAUACGAAUCUUUCUUUAGAGAUGGCUGUAAAAAACCCUACUGUGAAAGCAGCCCCAACAUUUGCCAUUUCCCCUGAAAGUUCUGUCUCUCUCGGCAAGGAAGACAAAAGCCACCUUUUGGUUCUAAGUAACUUGAUUGUGCUAGAGGGUGGACAAGCUUUACUUGAAUCUAAACAUAUUAAAGCCAACUUAGACUUUCAGAAAUUAGGGAUUCAUCAAUCACAAAUUCUUUUUGAAAUAAAGGAACCACCUUCUCAUGGAUACUUGAAACUAGAUGUUGAACCAACACAGGAGGUAAAUAUAUUUACUAUGCAGGAUGUGUGGCAAGGGAAGAUUCAUUAUGUCCAUGAUGGCUCUGAGGACACUUACGAUUAUUUUAAUUUCUCCAUUUCUACAAGCAGUGAGAAGAUUGUGCCUCUGUAUUUACAAGGAAAUGAGCAGUAUGUGUUUAGCAUUACUGUCACUCCAGUAAAUGAUGCGCCUGAGAUCACACUUCCUGAGGGAAACUUGCUUCUCCUCUUAGAGAACUCAAAGAAACGUUUGACUAGUGAUCUGAUAAAAGUUCUAGAUAAGGAUACAGAUCCUCUGAGUCUCAGUCUUUCAGUGCUUGGAAAUCUGAAUGUAGAUGCAGGAUUUUUAGAAAAUUCAAAGCAUCCUGGAAAGGCCAUUACUACUUUUUCUAAUGAGGACUUAAGAGAAGGCACUGUCUUCUUUGUCCACACAGGCGUCAAGAACUCAAGGAUUGUUCUGAGGGCGAGCGAUGGUGAGAAGGUGAGCAACACUGUUGUGUUACGUGUCAUGGCAGUUGCUUUGGAUUACAGAGUUGUCAACAACUCGGGAAUAAAACUGCUACAAGGUGUUACAGCUCUGAUCACAUCUAGGCACCUGGCAGUUGAAACAAAUGCCAACCUUCAGGGGCUGGAGAUUCGGUAUGAGAUCACAGAGCCACCCCAGUUUGGGGAAGUCCAAAGACAGCAUUCAAAGGGGGAAUGGAAGCGGGUCAACUCUUUUUCUCAACGCUCUGUUCAGCGCAGCCGUGUGAGAUACUGUAAUACUUUUAAAGAAAUUCAGCUAGAAAAUGUUACUGACCAAUUUAAAUUCAAAGUUAGCAUAGGAAACAGAAUCAGUGAAGAGCACAUGUUUCCAGUCAAAGUGAAAUGGUUAAGGUACAGUUUAUUGAAACAUGCUCCUCUAGAAAUUGAAAAAUCAAAGAAAAAGUACUUGAAUUCAGAUAACCUUUUUGCUGUGAUUGUAGAUCUAGAAAUACCUGAAGACGAGCUUCAUUUUAAAUUGCUGUCCCUACCAAAGAAUGGACAAAUUCUGCUUAAUGACCAGCCUUUGAAAAAAGAUUCAGUUUUUAGCCAGAAAGAUGUUACUGAUCAAAAAGUGGCAUAUGAAUUAAUGAGCAGAUACCAUGAAGACAACUGCGAUUCAUUUAGAUUCCUCAUUUCUACAAAGUAUCUGGAAUCAAAUUUAUAUGACUUUGAAGUCUACAUCAAAUCAGAUUUCAGAAACAUUGUUUUGACUAACAGUGGCCUAACUGUUACUGAAGGUGAAGGAGAGUUAAUAACAAGCACAAAAUUAUUUGUGCAAACACCAGAUAAUAAAACUUUCCAAUAUAAAGUCAUAGAGUUUCCUAAGCAUGGGAGAUUAAAACUCAUUAAUUUUUCAAGCUCAUUCGAGGGUAAUGAUAAUCUCACCACUUUCACUAACAAAGAUAUAAGUGAUGAGCGCCUUAUGUAUGUGCAUGACGAUUCUGAGACAGCAUUUGAUGAAUUUCUUGUCAGAGCUUCCAGUGAAGAGUCAGGCAAGUGGGCAAACUUUGAUCCAGAAGUAGAAUCUUUGUCAGUAGAAAUUAAAUUCAACAUUUCUGUCCAGCUGAAGAACGAUGAGAAACCAGUACGUGUAAUCGAUAAGGUAUUUAACGUAGUGAGAAAUGGGCAGCGAUUAUUGACUUUGGCAGAUCUUUGCUAUCAUGAUCCUGAUUCUGAUUUUGAUGAUGGACAGUUGCUAUAUACUAGACGUGGCAUUUCCAAUGGAGACUUGGUGCUAACAAAUGAUACUUCGCACAGACUCUACCAAUUCAAACAAAUGGACCUGGAGCAAGAACAAGUCCUAUUUAUACACCGCGGUGCAGAUUUUGGGCGUUUUGUGCUCUUUGUGACAGACGGCAAGCACUAUACCUCUUUGCUUCUGGAAGUUAGUGCCACUGAUCCUUAUGUAAGGCUGGCAAAUAAUACAGGUUUAUUGGUUCAAAAAGGGAAGACAACAGCUAAUCUAAGUGCUGUUACAAACCAAGACAUCAGAAAUGAUAAUGAGCUUAUAUAUGAGAUAUUCUCUUUCCCAAAAUAUGGAAGAAUAUAUGUAAAUUAUCUGUUGAUGGAUUCCUUUACUCAACUCGAUCUGAUAAAGGGGUGUGUGACCUACAGGCAUGAUGACAGCAACAACCUUAUUGACACAUUUAACUUUACAGUCCAUGCUAGAGAUGUCCAUCUGUAUGCUGGAGUGCAUGUUCGCAUAUAUUUGGAAAGUCAUCAGUGGCCACCAAGGAUUGUGAACAAAAACAAUCUCUUGGUUGAAGAAGGAAAACCAGUUAAAAUCAGUAAAGGAAAACUGCAAGUUGUUCAUGAAAACAGUUCUCCAUCUGAGAUUGUGUUCACAGUAAGACAGCUUCCAGUACACGGAUACAUUCGGAAGUUUUCCUCAGAAGAAGGUUAUCUUGGUGCUGACCAAAGGCCAGUUUUGAGUUUCACACAGCAAGAUGUUGACGAGGGCAAAGUUCAGUAUGUGCAAACAGUUUCUGACCAACUACGUGACCGAUUUUCUCUGGAUGUGACCAAUGGUGUCCGAACAGUGAGUGGAAUAGACAUCUCUGUAGACGUCAUCCCCAAAAUGAUCCCACUGGAAGUACAGAACUUCACAGUAACUGAAGGAGGCUCAAAAGCCCUGGUGGAAGACUAUCUAAAAAUUUCAAGUAGACACUUUGCAGGACUCAGCUGUGAAUUUAUUUUAAUUGAGCAGCCAAAACAUGGGUAUGUUGAAAACUCUCGUGCUCCUGGAAUAAAGUUAACCACAUUUACCAGAAAACAGAUGGAACAAGAAUUAAUCUACUAUGUUCAUGAUGACAGUGAAGAACUGAUGGACAAUUUUACUGUGAUAGUAAAUAACACGGAAUUGUGGAAACGAAGCUUGCCCCAAACUGUAUUUGUAACAGUUACUGCAGUAAAUGAUGAAGUUCCUGUUAUAAAAGUUAACAAAAUUCUUCAGGUCUGGGUGGGUUCAGUCACAGAAAUAACUAUCGAUGACCUCUGUGCAGAAGACAAGGACUCCUCGCCAUUAGAACUGAUAUAUUCCGUUACCCCACCUAGCAAUGGGCACUUGGCUCUGAAGUCUUCUCCAAGCAAGAACAUCCUUAGUUUUACCCAGGCUCAUAUAACUGAAGGGCAGCUGGUAUUUGUACACAAUGGAGCAAUGUCUGGAGGCUUCAGCUUUCAGGUAACAGACGGUUUGAACUUUGCACCUCGACAGAUUUUUAGCAUCACAGCUCAGACGCUAGUCAUUAGCCUUGAAGUGAACAAAGGGCUUGGAGUCUUUCCAGGUUCCAGGAAACCUAUUUCACAAUAUGAUCUGAAAGCUGUAACCAAUGAUGUGACCAAUGCAGGAAACAGAACUAUAACUUUUAUGAUUGUAACUUCCCCAAAACUUGGAAGGCUGAUCAGAGUAAAUUCUGAUAAUACCGCUCAGGAAAUCCUCAGUUUUACACAGUCUAUGGUGGAUGAAGGUGUGAUCAUGUAUGAGCACUUACAUGCUGAGUCAGCUGACUGGAGUGCAGAAGAUUUCUUUACAUUUACUGUCUUCUCUGCACCAUCAGCUUUGGACCUCCAGGUGUUCUAUAUUGUCAUUUCAUAUGAAAUUACCAGGCAUGAUAAGAACAGUCGUCUUCUGGCAAAUACAGGUGCCAUAGUCCAGGAAGGAGGUAGAGUAUUAAUCAACAAGACAAAUUUAGAUGCUUCAAAUCUAUUGGUUAAGCUGCCUGAGGUACAGCGUUCCAUGUAUGAAGUCUGGUAUCAAGUUGUAUCUUUACCUCAACAUGGCGUGAUUGUUGUUGGAGAAAGAAACGUUACCAAAGAAAAACCUAACUUCUCCCAACACAUACUUAACAAAUUUGGAAUUGUGUAUGUACACGAUAAUUCUGAAUCACUUAAUGACAAUUUCACUUUUGCUGUUUGGUUAAACCUAAAGAGCAAGUCUGCAACAAAGCCCAAUAGUGAAGUUUUAGAGGAGAUGUUUAAUAUCACUGUUGUUCCAGUGAAUGACCAAGCUCCAGAACUGAAGACUAAAAGGCUGCACUUGAGAGUCCUACAAGGAGAUGUGUCAGUGCUGGGGUCAGAGAAUCUGAAAGUUGAAGAUCUAGAUAAUACCCCAGCCGAGCUCAAAUACACAGUUGUUAGCAACCCCAAUAAUGGUUAUUUAGCAAUGAAAAGCAAUCUCAGUGUCUCUAUAAGGGAUUUCACACAAGCUGAUGUUGACAAUGGUAAAGUCUGGUUUGUACAGGAUGGAAGUUCAUUUUCCGGGGUGUUUUAUUUCAGCGUGACUGAUGGUAAACAUCAACCUUUAUACAAACUAUUCAGUCUUGAAGUCAUACCAAUUGGUCUUGACCUGGUCAACCUCACCAAUGUUGCACUUCCACAGGGCCAGACAUCUGUCACUAUUACUAAUGUGCAGCUUUCCGCUGUCACAAAUGGAAAAAGCACUAAUAUAAUGUAUGAAAUAACUCAGCCACUCAAAUACGGGCACUUGAUGCUUGGAACUGAGCAGGUAACUAAAUUUGAGCAGGCAGAUUUGUACUCAGGAAGGCUGUCUUACCACCUGACAAAUCUCACUGCAUCCAAAGAAGUAGUGGAGUUUAUGCUCUUCACUGCAGAAAGCAAUCUAACAGGACAAGUGCUGAACAUCACAGUGAAGCCUUUAGUACGAGUUGUAUCUGACAUGCAGAUACCAAAUCAAGCAGCUUAUAAGUUCAGUAGCAGUGAUCUGGAUGCUUCUGAGCUAGCUAAUUUGACAGAUAGUAAUCCUAGAUUUGAAGUGAUAGUACCUCCAUCUCACGGAAGAAUUGUAAAGAAAAGGUUUGUGAAUGAUGCAGCAUUUGAAGAUAUUCAGACGUUCACUCAGGCUGACAUUGAUAGUGGUGUUGUGCUUCUAGACAUAGAUACGAAUAUGACGGGCACUGAUCUGUUAAAUGACUCAUUCAUGUUUAUACUCAAGGCAGAUGCUGUGCAGCCUGCUGUCGGCUGUUUUCAGUAUUCCAUCGUGCCGUACAGUCCUCCACUUGCUCAGGGUGUUACAGCCGAAAUGCCUUCCAUAACCAGCACUACCACUUUAAGGAUUCACACUACCUCAAAGGAUGAGGCACCAGCCUCCCCUCAGAACGAAGAGCCUGCAGUAGCACUGCAGAAGACUGGGCCAACCAUGUGGCCAGGGCAGAAUCGCUGGGGAAAUCUGCAUGAGGAAGGUCCAUUGCUAAAUCUGGCAAUGGGAACAAGGGGAUCAGCAGGGACUAAGACCACAACCCAGGUUAAUGCCAGGAGUCCCAGAGAGCAAGCAGGUGAAAGCAGCAACCCUUGGUACGUCGUUAUCCCUCUGGUCCUGGUGUCUGUGCUACUCAUUGUUGCUGUUAUUUCUGUGUGCAUUUUCCUCGUGUGUCAGAAGAAAGAGAAGACAAAAAUGCAUGUCAAAAGUCAAACAGAUGCAGUCCUCAGUAGUCCAGGUCAGUGUCUGGAACGGAGCUUGACUGUACCCAGUGUUACAGUGACUCCUCUCCUGAAGGGGGUUGAGAGAAGUACAACCUCAGUGUUCAUGGCAGCAAGACAUGAACAGCUGCUUCCUGCAGUGGUUUCUCCGACUGUAGAGCAGUCUCUGCAAAACAGCUGGUUAAACCUUGAUCCUGAAAUGAUCCAGUAUUGUCGAAAAACAAACCCAACCUUGAAGCGCAAUCAAUACUGGGUGUAG
Molecule: messenger RNA, 7112 nt
Organism: Pterocles gutturalis (yellow-throated sandgrouse)
Lineage: Eukaryota; Metazoa; Chordata; Aves; Pterocliformes; Pteroclidae
Product: chondroitin sulfate proteoglycan 4-like
Source: RefSeq, a predicted model, not a curated record